Mesitornis unicolor (brown roatelo) is the source of this 4068-nucleotide messenger RNA. RefSeq names its product CASK interacting protein 2 (gene CASKIN2). The record is from RefSeq and is a predicted model, not a curated record. Bases 1 to 4068 code for a protein of 1355 amino acids. Lineage: Eukaryota; Metazoa; Chordata; Aves; Mesitornithiformes; Mesitornithidae. Gene Ontology annotation, molecular function: protein binding. The transcript is spliced from 24 exons.
AUGGGGCGAGAGCAGGAACUAAUCCAGGCUGUGAAGAACGGGGAUGUACCCAGCGUGCAGAAACUGGUGGCCAAGAUCAAGGCAUCCAAGAGCAAGCUCCUGGGAUCUGCCAAGCGGCUGAACGUGAACUACCAGGAUGCGGAUGGGUUCUCGGCGCUGCACCAUGCGGCCCUGGGUGGCAGCCUGGACCUCAUCUCGCUGCUGCUGGAGGCACAGGCCACUGUCGACAUCAAGGACAGCAAUGGGAUGCGCCCCCUGCACUAUGCAGCCUGGCAGGGGCGUGUGGAGCCGGUGCGGGUGCUGCUGCGUGCUGCUGCCUCCGUCAACAUGGCCUCGCUGGAUGGGCAGAUCCCGCUUCACCUCUCGGCACAGUACGGCCACUACGAGGUGUCAGAGAUGCUGCUCCAGCACCAGUCCAACCCCUGCCUCAUCAACAAAGCGAAGAAAACCCCCCUGGACCUGGCAUGCGAGUUUGGGCGGCUGAAGGUGGCCCAGCUGCUGCUCAACAGCCACCUCUGCGUCGCCCUCCUGGAGGGACAGUCCAAGGAUGCCACCGACCCCAACUACACCACCCCAUUGCACCUGGCAGCCAAGAACGGACACAAGGAGAUCAUCAGGCAACUGCUGAAGGCUGGGAUCGAGAUCAACAAGCAGACGAAGACGGGCACAGCACUGCACGAGGCUGCACUUUAUGGCAAAACAGAGGUGGUGAGGUUGCUGCUGGAGGGUGGUGUUGACGUGAACAUCAGGAACACCUACAACCAGACGGCACUGGACAUUGUCAACCAGUUCACCACCUCGCAUGCCAGCAAGGACAUCAAGCAGUUGCUGAGAGAGGCAUCAGGAAUCCUGAAGGUCCGAGCUUUAAAGGAUUUUUGGAACCUCCAUGACCCAACUGCUCUCAAUGUCCGGGCAGGAGAUGUCAUCACGGUCCUGGAGCAGCAUCCAGACGGGCGAUGGAAGGGGCACAUCCACGAUGCUCAAAAAGGCACCGAUCGGGUCGGGUACUUCCCUCCCUCCAUCGCUGAAGUCAUCAGCAAGCGAACAGGCAUGGUUGUCCCCCGCGUGGCACCCGCGCACCAGCGCCAGGGUCCCCCCGGGGCUCUCCCGGCCCCCCCCGGUGGGCUGCAGCACCUCCCCGACGAGUGUCCUCACCACGCAGCCCCGAGCGGCCCAGCGGCCUAUGGCCACCUCACCCUAACUCGGACGGCCCUGGGCCCUGACAGCUCAGCAGGAGACAGGAACAGCGUGGGCAGUGAGGGCAGCAUCGGCAGCAUCCGCAGUGCCGGCAGCGGCCAGAGCACCGACGGCACCAACGGGCAGAGCACCAGCAUCCUCAUUGAGAAUGCCAGGCCGCUGCCCUCCACCGGUGAUGACCUCCAGCAACGCCUGGGAUCAGAGCCACCUCCUCUGCCAGGGCCACAGGGCCACCAGACCCCAGGCAGCUGCCCCCCUGGAGACAGGGUCUUCUCCCACCAGUUCUUGCGGCCUGAGCAGCUCCUCGAGGGGAAGGACGCAGAAGCCAUUUACAACUGGCUGAGUGAGUUCCAGCUGGAGUCGUACACUGCCAACUUCCUGAACGCUGGCUACGACGUCCCCACGAUCAGCCGCAUGACCCCCGAGGACCUGACAGCCAUCGGCGUGACCAAGCCAGGCCACAGGAAAAAGAUCUCCACCGAGAUCGGGCAGCUCAGCAUCGCCGAGUGGCUGCCCAAUUACAUCCCGGCUGACCUGAUGGACUGGCUCAGUGCCAUCGGGUUGCCCCAGUACCACAAGAAGCUGGUGAACAACGGCUAUGACUCCAUCACCAUCGUGACAGACCUGACGUGGGAGGAUCUGCAAGAGAUUGGCAUAAACAAGCUGGGCCACCAGAAGAAGAUCAUGUUGGCCGUCAAGAAGCUCAGAGACCUCCGCAAAAGUCUCAACCAAGCAGAAGCCACUCUGGCAAGACGCAAAGUCCCUGGUGCCCUGGAUAUCGUCACCAUCGAGUCACUGGAGAAUGGGGAGUGCCAGUCCCCACACACCCCCAAAAUGAUGACCUUCCAGGACAGCGAGCUCAGCUACGAGCUCCACAUCAAGAGCAGCCAGGGAAUGUCACGGAGCCAGGAGAGCAUUGGGGUGCGGUCCCGGGGCUCGGGGCACUCACAGGACAACGUGCUGUCCCAGCACCUCUCCAGCCCCUCGCAGGAGAGCCUGGGCAGUGGGGAGAGCAGCAGCAGCAGCGGGCAGUCCUGUGCGCCGCCCCGCAGCAAGGAGAGCCCGGCCUGCCUGCCCGGCCAGCCCAGCCCCGAGCCCUAUGGGAAGCUCAUCUCCCCCGAGGGGCUGAAUGGCUGUGCCAAUGGUGGAGGGGGCAGCCCUCUCAAGGAGAGGAACCUGCCCGAAGGAACGGAUCAGUACGCUCGGCCGGUGGCUCAGAAAGGUGCUGGGACACCAGCAGUCACCCCCUGUACUCCUCCCCAGACCCCCAGCAAGGCGACGGCCCCGUACAUCUUCAUGUACCCGCACGUCUCCUUGAAAUCCCCAACAGUCCCUUCCGUCCUUGGAGCAGAGCAGCCCAAGACUCUGGCACACCCAUACCCCUCCAUCUCCCCCGGGGAGAAGAGCAGCCUGCAGACAACAGCCCAAAAAGCUUUCUCCUACCUUCUGUCGGAGGGGGAGCACGAGGAGGAGGAGGGGACACCCACCAGCACGCUGGGCUCCUACGCCACCCUGACACGGCGGCCAGGGCGCAGCCAGAUGCCACGGGCCUGUCUGCAGACGGAUGCCAAGGUGACCCGCAGCCAGUCCUUUGCCAUCCGAGCCAAGCGCAAGGGCCCUCCACCGCCACCUCCCAAGCGCCUCAGCUCCGUCUCCAGCUCCCUUGCUGCUGAGGCAGAUGGCGAGCAGACCCCCGACCCCGAGCGGCAGGCCGCAGCACCCCAAGAAGUGACCGGAGCGACCCUGGUGACACUGGCUGCAGCAGGACAGGCAGGUGUGGACAAUGAGUCCUGCAAUAGUGGUGACACUGGCAAUGCCACGCUUGCCGAUGCUGACAGGGACCCUUUUGAGAGCAGCAAGCCACGGAGACGGACAUUCAGUGAGCCCAGUGCUCCCAUGACAGAGACUGCGCAGGACAGGCAUGAGGAUGCCUGUUCGGACACAGAGGAGGAGGCCAGACCAGGGGUCUCCUCCUCAUCCUCCCAGAACAGCUCCAGCGAGUGCAUCCCCUUUGCAGAAGAAGGCAAUUUAACCAUCAAACAGCGGCCAAAGCCCACCGGGCACCCCAAGGCUGAUGCAGCUGAGCUGCCUGUCCUGGAGUUCAACCUCACUGAGUCGGACACGGUGAAGCGCCGGCCCCGCUUCAAGGAGCGGGAGCCACUGCAGGCAGUGCUGAAGGCAUUCAGCAUGGCAGGGCAGGCAGAGGCAGGGGCCAGCCCUGUGCCCCAGUAUGCCCAGUCCCAAGCUGUGAGCAUCACAGGCCCCGCUGUCCCGGCACCACGGGCCGAGCUGGCUGGGGAUGCCUUUGAUGAUGACAGUGUGGAGUUCAGGAUUGCUGAGAUAGAGAAAAGCAUCUUGUCACUGGAGAAGGGGAUCAAGAAGGCACCGAGUCCCACCAAAGCCCUUAGCCCCACAGAGCUGCUUGGCACCACCGUGGUGAGGACACCUGCUCCAGAUGUCCCCACCAAGCACACCUCUGUGGCGUCCACCAAGCUGGUCUUCUCUGGGCCCAAGACCAUCUACCAGCAGGUCCUGCAGCCCUCUCGCCACACUGUUGCUCCCUGGGCAGUCACCGAGGCAGUCCCGGAUGUGAUCGGGUCCCUGGCCAGUCCCAGCCCACUGAAGCUGGAGGCGGGCAGCAAGGUGUCGGUGAAGCCUUUGGUGGCCACCCCAGGGGCCGCCCUGGCCCAGCAGCGGCUGGAACAGACCAACUCCACCCUGGUCACCACGCUGCAGGCAGCUGAGAAGAAGAUCACGACAGAGGAGGCGGAGAGCCACCCUGCGGCCGUACACUCUGCCAAGAACAUCUUGGAAGACAUCAGCAAUAUGUUUGAUGACCUGGCUGACCAGCUGGACGCGAUGCUGGACUGA